Messenger RNA from Teleopsis dalmanni, 1014 nucleotides. RefSeq lists its product as uncharacterized. The transcript has a single exon. Bases 1 to 1014 code for a protein of 337 amino acids. Lineage: Eukaryota; Metazoa; Arthropoda; Insecta; Diptera; Diopsidae. The record is from RefSeq and is a predicted model, not a curated record.
AUGAAUGCGGAACAGUUUAAUUUGUUGUUGCAAGCUGUGCAAAAAUCAAAUAACGCUUUGCUUGAGGAGCUUCGUUUGUCGCGAACACAACAACAAAUUGAUGCGCCUUCUUUAACUACAGAGGCAGUUUCGUCAACAUUCAGGAAGCUAUCUGACUCAAUGCUGGAGUUUUGCUAUGAUCCUGAAAAUAAUGUCACAUUUGAAUCAUGGUACAAGCGUUAUAAAUCAGUUUUCGCUAUAGAAGCAGCACAUCUCACUGAGCCGACUAAGGUUCGAUUGCUCACUAGCAAAUUAAAAAAUUUGGAUUUCGAGCAAUAUGCAAACUCAAUCUUACCAAAGGAACCCCAUGAGCUUACACUCAUGCAAACGGUUGCCAAACUCUCGUCUAUUUUCGGAUAUCGCCAAUCAAAAUUUUCUCAGCGCCAAAAAUGUCUUACAAUUUCAAAACAGGAUUAUGAAGACUUUGCUCAAUAUGCAGCUCACGUCAGCAAACAUUGUGAAAAAUUUGACAUCGUUAAUUGCACUCCCGAUGAGUUUAAAGCACAAAUCUUUGUCAAUCGCUUGAAGAGUUCACACGAUUCGUUUACACGACUCGAGAAACUCCUUGCAAGACUCUACAAUGAAUCAACACAGUUUGGUGCACUUCAGACACAGGCGCAAAAGGAUGCCUUCAUCCGCUUAACACUUCAAGACCUCACUAAUGAAGCUGAGCGUAUAAUCUGUCUGAAGCAAGACAAAUACACUGUCGUCCAUCCAUCUUCAAGUUCAGAAGUUUUUGCAAUUCACCAUCGAUAUCAACGCAAAAAUGAAUCAUUACUAUCAAAUUCUUCAACAAAAGACGAAUCUUCGAAACCACCAACGCCAUGUUGGUGUUGUGAAGGUCUUCAUUUUGUUAAAGAUUGCCCAUUUAAAGGCAAAGAAUGUUCAGCAUGUAACAUUAUUGGCCACAAAAAUGGUUACUGCAAUAUGAAGCCAAGCAAGUUGCGACGCAGAAAAUCUCUGUCUGACACAUAA